AUGUCGACGCGACAGUCCCGCCGGAUUGCGACCCGGCGCAACACCACCAUUGUCGAGAGUUCAGAGGACGAGCUGGGCGACGGGUCCCCAAAAGUGAAGCAGGAAGAGGAGGAGGAGGAAUACACACCGGCACCGGUCGAGAAGAAAAGACCAGGUCGGAGGAGGACCACCACUACCGAACUUGCACCAGCUGCACCCGCCGAGACACCAGUGAGGAAAACCAGAGGACGCCCAAAGAAGAGUCUUGCGCCUGCGGCCCCCCCCCCUUCCGCACCGCCUGUUAUCGAGAGUACCGAGAAUGUAGAUCCCGACCAGUCGCUCGCCAGCGUAGCGGGUGCAUCAUCAGCUGUUGACGUCGACGAUACCUCAGUUGGGCCCCCACCAUCGACAGUGAAGAAGCCUGUCGCGGCAGCCGACGACACUGUUGGACCACCACCAUCCACAGCAAAGAAGCCCGCUGGAAGACCACGAAAGAGUGUCGCGCCCCGUGCAAGCAAGACCCCCACGCCGGCGCCUGAAUUGAACGCUCCCACCCAAUCUCCAAAGCCAUCUGUGUCGCCAUCAGCACAGCUCCUACGCGAUGCCCCCCCGCUUACCGAUAUCACUUCUGCGACCAAUAAUGCCACGCUGAGUUCACAACAAGACGAUACCGUGAUUGCGCCCAUCAAACCGAUCAAGCCCAUGGAUACAGUGCUCGAGAAGCCAAUGGAUAUCAUGCUGAAGUCGCGCACAAUGCAGAUCCCCGUGAUUCAAGAUACCGGCCCAAAGCCGCGCAUUGUCAUCACUUAUCUUGUGCUCACCAACUUCAAGAGUUAUGCCGGCAAGCAGGAGGUCGGGCCUUUCCAUGCUUCAUUCUCCUCGGUUGUCGGUCCCAACGGUUCGGGCAAGUCCAACGUCAUCGACUCCCUGCUGUUCGUGUUUGGUUUCAGGGCAAGCAAGAUGAGACAAGGCAAGAUCUCGGCCCUCAUUCACAACUCGGCAAAGUACCCGAAUCUGGAGUACUGCGAGGUCGCGGUGCACUUCCGUGAGGUGAUGGACCUUCCUGGCGGAGGUCACGAAGUCAUCCCAGACUCAGACCUGGUCAUUUCCCGCAAGGCCUUCAGAAACAACUCCAGCGCCUACUACAUCAACGGAAAGACCUCCAACUUCACAACUGUCACAACAUUGCUCCGGGACCGCGGGGUCGAUCUCGACCACAAGCGUUUCUUGAUUCUGCAGGGUGAAGUCGAGUCUAUUGCGCAGAUGAAGGCCAAGGCUGCCAACGAGCACGAUGAUGGUCUUCUCGAGUAUCUUGAGGACAUCAUUGGCACAUCCAAGUACAAGACACCUAUUGAGGAAUCAGCCGCCGAGGUCGAGACACUCAAUGAAAUCUGCUUGGAAAAGAGCGGUCGUGUUCAACACGUUGAGAAGGAGAAGCAGAGCCUCGAGGACAAGAAGAACAAGGCUUUGGCUUUCAUUCGUGAUGAAAAUGAGCUUGCCAUGAAGCAGUCCGCUUUGUACCAACUCUACAUCAGCCAAUGCGAGGAUAACCUAGCUGUUACAGACGAAGCCAUCAGUCAGAUGCAGGAACAACUCAACGCCGAGCUCGAGAAGCACAACGGCAGCGAGCAGAUCAUCAAGCAGCUGGAGAAGGCUCACGCCAAGGGCAACAAGGAGUAUGAGGCUCAAGAAAAGGAAACUCAGGCCCUGAUCAAGGAGAUGGCCAAGUUUGAGCAGGAGCGCGUCAAGUUCGAGGAGAAGCGGAAGUUCUUGGCCGAUAAGCGUAAGAAGCUUGAGAAGACCAUUGCCAACUCUGAGAACUCGGCAGAGCAGGCCGACCAGACCAUUCAGGAAUGCGCUGAGGAUAUCGAGAGGCGUGCGGCUGAGAUCGAGAACAUCGAAAGGUGGAUCAAGGAGGAGGAGGAAGAGCUGACCAAGAUCCGCGACAGCCUCAAGGGCAAGACUCAGCACAUGUCCGAUCAGAUUGCGGCGAAGCAAAAGUCGCUUGAGCCCUGGAAGGAGAAGAUCAACCAGAAGCAAUCUGCUAUCGCCGUGGCGGAAAGUGAGUUGGCCAUCUUGGAGGAAAAGGCCAAGGCUGGUGGUGUUGCGCUUGAGGAGAUGGAGGCCAAGAUCGUGGCCAUUCAGGAACUUCAGGCGGCCAAGGCGGAAGAGUUCAAGGCGUGCCAGGCUGAGAAGGAUGCGCUCAAGAAGGAGGGCAGAAGAGUGGUUGCUGAGCUGGAGGAGCUUGCUCAGGAAGAGCCAAAGUUCCGCGCUAAGCUGUCUAACCUGCGGCAAAAGGCGGACGAGGCUCGCUCAAGCUUUUCGGCUACCAAGACGCAAGGCAAUGUCCUAACGGCGCUUAUGCGCAUGAAGGAGUCUGGUCGCAUUGACGGCUUCCACGGGCGGCUUGGCAACCUCGGUGCCAUCGACAAGAAGUACGACGUUGCCAUCUCGACGGCUUGCGGUCAGCUCGACAACUUUGUCACGGACACUGUCGAGGCUGGUCAGCAGUGCAUCGAGCACUUGCGCAAGACCAACUUGGGUCGCGGCAACUUUAUGUGCUUGGACAAGCUGAGAGUCCGUGACUACUCACCCAUCAAGACUCCCGAGGAUGCGCCCCGUCUGUUUGACCUGGUUCAGCCCAAGGAUGAGAAGUUCAGACCUGCUUUCUACCAUGCGCUCCAAGAUACAUUGGUUGCGGAAGAUCUUGCCCAGGCCAACCGCAUCGCCUAUGGCGUCAAGAGAUGGCGUGUUGUCACUCUGGCCGGCGAGCUGAUUGACAAAUCUGGUACCAUGUCUGGUGGUGGUACGACAGUCAAGAAGGGAUUGAUGUCGUCCAAGCUGGUGGCCGAGAUCAGCAAGGAGCAGGUGGAUAAGAUGGAGGCUGAUCGCGAUGCCUUUGAGCAGAGAUUCCAAGAGUUCCAAGAUCAUCAACGUGAGCUGGAGGCUCGUCUUCGUUCCCUCAAGGAGCAGAUCCCACAGCUUGACACCAAGAUGCAGAAGAUCAACCUCGAGAUUGAGAGUUCAUCCAGGAACUUGGCGGAUGCUCAGCGCAGAGUUAAGGAACUCAGCAAGGAGCACCAGCCUUCCCAGACAGACGACAACCGGGUUGCCGUCUUGCGAAAGGAGAUCGCCAAGCUUAACAAGGAGAUUGAGAAGCUCCAUGGCGAGACUUCUAGUGUCGAGGAUGAGAUUAAAGAGCUGCAGGACAAGAUUAUGGAGGUUGGUGGUGAGAAGCUCCGGCAACAGCGCACCAAGGUGGACAACCUCAAGGAAGAGAUUCGUUCCCAAAACGAGGAGGUCUCCAGCGCCGAGGUCCGCAAGGUCAAGGCUGAGAAGCAGAAGGUCAAGCUCGAGAAGGACCACGCCAAGGCUUCCAAGGAGCUCGAGGCUGCCAAUCGGGACCUGGAGAGACUCGAGGAGGAGAUUGAGAACCAGGGCACUAAGGCUGAGGAUUACACCACCAGAGUCGAGGAGGCCAAGGAAGCUCUUGCUGCCAAGAAGGAGGAACUUUCCACACUCAAGGCCGAACUUGACAAGAAGGCCGCCGAGUUGAACGCCACCCGUGCCGUCGAAAUCGAAAUGCGCAACAAGCUCGAGGAGAACCAAAAGGUACUCAAGGAGACGCAAAGGCAGCUUGCCUACUGGGAGAAUAAGCUAUCCAAGCUCUCGCUUCAAAACAUUGAGGAUCUUGAGUCCGGCCGACCUUCCCAGCCUGUGGCCCCCCAGUCCCGGCCCAAGACGCCAGGUAACGAAGACGAGGAAGAGGAUGCCGAAGGCGAACCCGAGCUCGACGCCGAGGGCGACUCCCCCAUGGGCGAUGCCACCGACUCAGACGACGAAGACCCUGCCGCCCAGCUCCAAGCCGAGGCGGAAGCCACCUUCCUCGGUUCCGGCCGCGGUCCUAAUCCUGCCUCCAACCCACUGGAGCUCCCACGCUACACCCGCGAUGAGCUCUCUGACAUGUCAGAAAAGACGCUCAAGGGCGAAAUUGCCGUUCUGGAGGAAAAGACCCAGAACGUCAAUGUUGAUCUUGGUGUCCUGGCUGAGUACAGGCGCAGAGUAGAAGAGCACGCCGCCCGCUCCCAGGACUUGGCUUCUGCCGUUGCUCAAAGGGAUGCCGCCAAGAAGAGAUGUGACGACCUCCGCCGACUGAGGCUGGAAGGCUUCAUGGAGGGCUUCUCCACCAUCUCGCUCCGUCUCAAGGAAAUGUACCAGAUGAUCACCAUGGGCGGCAACGCCGAGCUGGAGCUGGUCGACUCCCUCGACCCCUUCUCGGAAGGUAUCCUCUUCUCGGUCAUGCCCCCCAAGAAAUCAUGGAAGAACAUCUCCAACUUGUCUGGUGGUGAGAAGACGCUUUCUUCGCUUGCGUUGGUGUUUGCGCUGCAUCAUUACAAGCCUACGCCGCUGUAUGUCAUGGACGAGAUUGAUGCCGCGUUGGACUUCAGAAACGUGAGUUUUUCCUUCCUCUCCUCCCCUUCCGCAACAUUUAUUGUUAUCUCGCUGAGGAACAACAUGUUUGAGCUUGCGGCGAGGCUGGUGGGUGUUUACAAGGUUAAUCACAUGACCAAGAGUGUUACUAUUGAGAAUAAGGAGUAUGUCAAGGGGCGGCAGCAGCUGCAACAGUCGUCGCAGCAGCCGGCGCAGUCCCAGAGGGGAGGGACGGAGCAGACGACGAGGGUGUUUGGGCCGGGGAUGGCGAGGAGGGAGGAGAGCGGGAAAGAGCCGGAGCGGUUGGGGAGCAGUAGUAGUGCGAGUAGUAACUUGACUCAUCGGCCGAGGUAA
Messenger RNA from Podospora anserina S mat+, 4764 nucleotides. RefSeq lists its product as uncharacterized. Bases 1 to 4764 code for a protein of 1587 amino acids. The transcript is spliced from 2 exons. Gene Ontology annotation, molecular function: ATP binding; protein binding. Gene Ontology annotation, cellular component: chromosome. The record is from RefSeq and is a predicted model, not a curated record. Gene Ontology annotation, biological process: mitotic chromosome condensation. NCBI's taxonomy places the organism in Eukaryota, Fungi, Ascomycota, Sordariomycetes, Sordariales, Podosporaceae.